Messenger RNA from Ailuropoda melanoleuca (giant panda), 4438 nucleotides. RefSeq names its product lysosome associated membrane protein 3 (gene LAMP3). The record is from RefSeq and is a predicted model, not a curated record. Lineage: Eukaryota; Metazoa; Chordata; Mammalia; Carnivora; Ursidae. Bases 407 to 1651 code for a protein of 414 amino acids. The transcript has 7 exons. Gene Ontology annotation, cellular component: late endosome membrane; plasma membrane; lysosomal membrane. Gene Ontology annotation, biological process: establishment of protein localization to organelle.
AGGUGAGAGUGGCUGCUUUCACACAAGGGCCACUUCUGCUUUCCCUCCCCACUCAGCCUACCCCUCAGGAGGGCAUUUCAGCUACUUGUCAUAAUGAAAGUGACGUUGGUUUCUCUGCCACAAAUGAAUAAGGGGCAAAGAGAGGUAUCUUUGUUCCUGGAGCCUGCCCUGGAAUUCACCUCGUGCUACUGAGAAGACCGAGAGGGGCUGAGCGUGGCCGCUGAGCAGCAGCAGAGCCAGCUCCUGGUGAGGCAGCGGUGGUCUCUGGCUCCCCAGUCAUGCCCUGGCGGCUCUCUGCAGUGGUGGUGCUCUUCCUGUCCCUGGCUGGUUGAUAAAGAUAGAACCCAUCAGAGGGUCUCUAAGAAGAGGUGGUGAAAGAUGACCCUUGACCUGAGGCCUGCCAUGUAUGAUUUUGCAUUAUGGCAGUCAAAUGAGAGCCAAUGUGUUUCCAGAAACAAGGGACUACCCACCUACAACAGCAGCAACAGUAGAGGCCACAGAAAAACCUUUCCUGCAACUAACUCACCAAGUCCCUAGCCAAACUUUAGCAGCAAGAUCAAUGGAUGGUCACAUCACAUCUCAAAGAGCUGCCCCGACCUCCAGCCCUGAGCCCCCAACCACACACACAACAGCAAAAACUGUAGGAACAACUUCUUUGAUAACUACAAACAGCACGCCAACUACCAGCCCAACAGCCCACGCCCUAAUCACAACCUUGGCCACACCCAAUAACUCACACACAGCUGCGCCAGUCACUGAGGCUACAGUCGGCCCCAGUGCAGCCCCGGGUUCACCACCAACCACCAUCUCUCCAGUGGCCCAUAUGACAGGAACCGGCCCAUCCACUAUCAGCCCCACAACUAGGAAAACCACCCAACCCAGUAACCAGACCGCCCUUCCAGCAACUUUGUCCACCCCACCACAUAACAGCACAACCAGUCACAAGUCUGCUCAACCCAGUCAUGCCCCCAGCCCAACCACAGCUGCACACAAUACCACCCAAACGGCCUUGCCUGCCACCACAGCUACCAGGCCCACUCUUGCACCUCAGCCUUCGUCAGCCAAGACUGGAAUUUAUCAAGUUCUAAAUGGAAGCAGGCUCUGUGUCAAAGCAGAGAUGGGGAUAGAGCUAAUGGUUCAAGAGACAGAGUCGGUUUUUUCACCUCAGAGAUACUUCAACAUCGACCCCAACGCAACCCAAGCCUCUGGGAACUGUGGCUCCCGAAAAUCCAACCUUCUCUUGAACUUCCAGGGCGGAUUUGUGAAUUUCACACUUAUGAAGGAUGAAAACUCGUAUUAUAUCAAUGAAGUGAGAGCCUAUUUGACAGUCUCAAAUCCAGAGACAGUUUACCAAGGAACGAAAAGUUCUGUGGUGAUGUUUGAGACUGUGGUUGGGCAUUCCUUCAAAUGUGUGAGUGAACAGAGCAUCCAGCUGUCAACCAAGCUUCAGCUGAAAACAAUGAAUGUCCAAUAUCAAGCCUUUGAUUUCGAAGAUGACCACUUUGGAAAUGCGGAUGAAUGCUUCACUGACAGAAACAGGAGAGAAAACCCUGUGGCCGUUGGCCUGAGUAUCGCAGUACUGCUUGUCGUUUUGCUAACAGCAUGUCUGGUGGCCAGCAAGAGGCCCAGUAGAGGAUAUGAACGCAUGUAAAGCCCCACCUUCUUCAAAAUGUGCAAGGUUAAGGCCUUGGGAAUUCUGGCUUCAUAUUCAGCCUGAAGUGAAGGGAUCCAUUUUUAUAGUUGCCUAUCCCACCCUCCCAAUCUGAUUAGAAAACCUGGCUUGCCGCCGCCGGGCCAUUGGAAGACUAACAAAAACGUAGCCCCCAUCUACUUUCUCCUAUUGGCACGGGGAGGCUGUGCCAUAUGGGCUUGAAUUCCACCCUCCACACCUGAUAGUACAGGUCUGGCUUUGAGAAUUAGGGACAUGAGGCAGGGACAGGGGGAAGGUGCUUGGGAGAAGAAGAAAGCAAAUACCUAAAGGGAGAAUUAUAAGAAAGACAUUUUCAAAGUGCACUGAUUUUUUUUACACAUUUUUAAGAGUCUCAAUAUCCAGUUUUUCAAAACUUUAGUUUUAAAAAAACAAUCCAUUUCAAAAUCAAUUCUAAAGUGAUUUUAAAUUCCCGGUUUUUGCCCAAUUCCUGAUUUACUUGAAUUACAGAAUGGUGUUAAUAGACUAUUAUUUUUAAUAACUAGAUAACUAGAUAACAUCCCAACAUUUCAUUUUUUUUUAAUGUAAAGCACACACCAAAGAUCUUGACAAACAAAAGAGGCUCCAUAAAUGUUAGUUCUCCAAUUUCUUCACCUUCAUUUGUUGUCUGUCUCCUUAACAUUUUUUUUUCUGCUUUGUCUCUGUUUUUCUUUGAUCCUUAGUCUAUCCUUGUAAAUUUGUUAAUUUGGGCUAUUGUGGGGAGGGGAUGUCAGCAAAGCAUCAAAACGACCAGGGAUUACAAACAGAACAGGUAGAUCUACCCCAGAUUAUUACCCACUUUCCUCUUAAGCAAACAUUUACCAAAAAAAAAAAAAAAAAAAAAAAAAAAAAAACNAAAAAAUCAUAAACCAGGAGAUUCCUGAUUGAGAGAGAUUGAUAUAUGGAAGAAAAAUUCUAUCAAAUAUGGCUUGGAAUGUUAUUCAUUCAUGGUUUUCUAUUAUGUUGUUUAAAGAGGAGUAUUGAGGACGCACCUGGCUGAGCCUGUGACUCUAGAUCUCACCUCAGAUCUUGAUCUCAGGGUCCUGAGUUCAAGCCUGACCUUGGGCUCCCUGCUGGGUGCAGAGCCUACAUUAAAAAAAAAAAAAAGUAGGAGAAUUGAGGGUUUUUUUGUUUUGUUUUUUGUUUUUCGGAGAAAAGGAACAGUAUGGCCUUCUGGAUGUUUCUAAUUGCUUUUACUAGCUGAAGUGUUCUUGUUCUUCUAUAGUCGCCAGAGGUGCCAUUCCUUGUUUUAUAACAGGGAGUUUAUGACACUUGGCAACAGCUCUAUAACCACUGCUUAUCUAGGGCAUGUUCUGCUUUCUCUGCAAGGAUUUUAGCUCUCUCCACUUUCUCAGAAGUGAGGGGGUGGGGAGGGCACACAGCAGCUUCAAGAGAGUUUCAAGAGCCCCUAAGACGUUUGGAGUGUUAGGACGUUCCUGUUUCCUCCUUACAACAGGAAAUGUUGAGGAAAAUCUGGGCUGUGAGGACCCGGUGUUCCCCAGAGUGACUCAGGUUUACCAGCAAGGGCUUGCUUUUGGAGAGAUGCCAUCUCUUUCCAACUCCAGCAGGCCCUCCAGCAGGUCCCUCCAGCAGGUCCCUCCAGGAGGUCCCUCCAGGAGGUCCCUCCAGCAGGUCCCUCCAGCAGGCCCUCCAGCAGGUCCCCCCAGGAGGCCCUCCAGCAGGCAUCAACAAAUACUCCGCUCCCCACUGCCGUUUGCAGCUCCGCCUCAGGUGUGCGGGAGGGCUUCUAUAGAGCAGAGCACGAGCUGCUUAUUCACCGUGCCACUGACCAGCCUGUAGAAUGACUAAAGGAAGCUUACUCUUGUAGUGUGUAGGAAUUUCCAUGGGAAAAGACGUGGAGUUAAAAUCAAGAAGAGAGGGGUAAGACAGUUCACAUAAGUGCAAUUCUCCUUUCUACCGUCUUCUGUGAGUUCUUUGGAGUGGUACCUGCAGCAGUCUAGCUAUCUACACCCUCCAUUAUCUUUUAAAUUGCCAUGAAUUAACAUUCUAGUAAGCGCAGAGGGCAAAGGUUUCGUUUGGAAGACUAGUAAAUAAAGCUCGGAUGCGUUCCUGCCCCGCAGCUCUGCCCACUUUCUGCAGGGACUUCCGGGGAGGGUCCUGGGUUGCGACUGCGACGCGCUGCUGGUCGGGAAGUGGCCUCCUCCGGCCGGGAUUGCUCAGGUGCUGCCUUGUCCUACUCUCACGGCUGCAGUUCCAGGGGUCCGAGGCUUACUGCAGAGCGCUGCUGGUCGCAUUCUGGGGCCACCCCCCCCGCGGAAGGCCUGCGGGGGGCGUCUGCGAGCCUCUCCGGCCGGCGCGCUUGCCUCUUGCCUUUAGUGCACCUGCUGCUUGCGGGUCCCGCGGGUUUCAACUCCGUUUUUCUCUUCUGAAGAGGGUAGAGCAUCCUGAAUUCACCCGUCCCUCUACAACCCGCCUAGAGAUAAUAGAAACCUUCACGACCGCCCACCUGGAGAUAACCUAUGCAUUGUUCAUUUUGAUGUAUUUCCUUCGCAUGAAUAUUGUUUUACAGACCGAGCAUACAGAGUACACAAUUUGGAAUCCUUUGUUACCUGUGCAUCAUAAGCAUUUCUCUUUGCUAUUCAAGGUGCAAACUGUCAUUAUUGUGGCUGCUCUGAAUACGCUAUCAACAUUAUAUAAUAAUUUACUUAAUUAUUGUGUUGUUGAGAAUUUUUAUUGUUUUAGGUUUUCACAAAUAUGUUGUGAUUAAAGAAUUACAUAUGAAUUACAAAA